Molecule: messenger RNA, 3243 nt
Organism: Pocillopora damicornis (cauliflower coral)
Lineage: Eukaryota; Metazoa; Cnidaria; Anthozoa; Scleractinia; Pocilloporidae
Source: RefSeq, a predicted model, not a curated record
AUGGAUUUCAAGACGAAUAUUCUUGAUUUUUGGCUGGAAAAGAUGGUGCAACGGCUCACGAGAGCAGUAAGCCUCAACGAAUUCCCUGAAAUGAACCUACGCACUUCAAGCCUUACGUACUUAGGUGCUGUGCUUUUGAGUCUUUCUGUCCCGGGACAAGGAAUCGCUGACGGUUCGAAUGAAUUUCCAGUAUUGGUUGAUUCAUGGGACGACUUCAUCGUGAGUUACAAGGGACAGAAUCUUAGUCUGAGAGAUAUUUUUCGUCGUCAGAAUGUUACUCCCCCGGAAGGAAAGUCGUUUUUCUAUAAGGUUAAAAGACAGAAGACUUCGAAACACCAGUCAUGUAAAGGCAGAUGUUUCAGUGAAGAAAGGAAAAAGGACAUGACCUGUUACUGUGACAACGCAUGCAAAACGUUUGGAGACUGUUGCCUGGAUUUUUACUCGAGGUGCAUUCAGAGUAGUAGUAAUGCACUACUUCAGGAUAAGGAAUGUGGAGAUGUCAACAGCUAUUUAUGGUCCGGGGUAAUCAUGCGAUCUACUUGCAGUUCGCAAGAAAAUCAGAGCACCAAAGACUGCCAUACCCUGACUGUCCAACAGUUAAAUAUGACUUUACAAAAAGAACUCGCUGUCUCUGCCAAAAAUGUAACAUAUAGAAGCAUCGCUUGUGCCAAAUGUAAUUAUGAAGAAAAUGCAAGUUUCUGGGCUUUAAGUAUUUCGUGCAAAAGUACCACAGGAAAUCCACCUGCUCCGAACAUCACUGCUUUGACGAAGUUUUUGAAGGAGCACGAAGAUUGUUCCUGGAAAUACGUACCAACUCACAACCUUACAAGCCAUUAUAGAAGUUGUGUGGUAAAGGAUGCACGCUGCGCUACGAACAAGUCAAACAUCUUGCCUAUUGUUCGAGAAUUGUGUGCUUUGUAUUCUAUGGUCUUCACAGUUGAUGGUAAAAGAAGCUACAGGAAUCCUCACUGUGCUUUGUGUAAUCAAGAGGGAUGGCUAAUUCCUCAGAAAAGUAACUCACCUGGGAUAUCGAAUGUAGACCCGCCCUACACACCUCCAUUACGAAUCCUUCUUGAUGUGAGCCCAAACGUAAAAUUCACAACCGAAUCGAGAGAGAAAUCACAACCUACGAUCAAUACUGAAGCUCCGCGAUUUCAAGUUUUCAACAUGUCUUCGCAAGUGCUUAACUGUACAUCAACUGGCAUCAACAACUGCACUUGCCAAGCUUUGAUUCUAGCAAAUAAUCAAUCAAGUCGGGCAAGCUUGUCGUCAAACAAAACCCUUGUGACAUUGACAUCAAGUCGGAUUUCAUAUGACAACGAUUUCUUAAGAUUGCAGGGAAACGAUGUUUCUAAUUUGUGCCCAACAGCCCAGCCUGGACCAUUAGAUGCACUCACGAAAUAUGAAAAUGACAAUUUAGUGCUAGUUCACUUCACCUUUGCUGCUAUGAUUUUGUCCAUCGUCUCGCUGUGUUUUCUUCUCGCUGUUUACCUGUCUUUUAAAGAACUGAGAAAUCUGCCCGGGAGAUGUGUGAUCAAUCUCUCCGGAGCGUUAUUGUGUUAUCAAGCAUUUUUUCUCAGCGCAAAGAAGUCAACAGAAGUCCCUAUCCUCUGUCAAGCAGUGGCCAUUUUAAUUCAUUUCUUCGCUCUUUCCGCAUUUUCAUGGAUGGCCGUUAUGGCCUUUGAUACAGCAAGUACCUUUACUCCAACAGUGGCUGACACAAGUAGGCAACCAUCAGACACCAGAAAGAUCUUCAUCAAGUAUUGCAUUCUGGGAUGGGGACUUCCUGCUGUAAUCGUUGGAUUUUGCAUUGUGUUGGACCUCACUGGAACUUUCCAUGUCGGAUACGGAAAUUUCCUCUUCUGUUGGAUAUCAGAUAACACAGCCCUGACUGUUGUCAUGGUAACGCCUGUAAGCGCUGCUUUGAUCUUCAAUGUAAUCUGCUUCGCAAAAAGCGUGUAUGCCAUUCGUCAUUUACAACAGGCUGCCGCCCUUGCAGCAUCUAACAGCUCUAAAGCUUCUCUGAUUCUCAUCUGCAUCAAACUGACCACAGUCAUGGGUUUGACAUGGAUUCUGCAGCUUGCUGCUAAAUGGAGACACACAGAGUUCUUACAAUAUCCCUCCGCUGUAUUGAACAGCAUGCAAGGGUUAUUCAUCACUUCGUGUUUUGUUACCACUAAGAAGGUGCGAGGUCUCUUCAAAGAGAGAUUCUCUAAUCGAAGAAGUCGUUCAGUUGAACCCCAAACAAACUCUGCUCGUGACCAACCUACUGUGGGAAUCACUGAUGUUGAAAGAGCUGAAGAUGCUACUAUCGUUCCCAGGGAACAAGGGAGAACAAAUUCUCAAAGAAGAUAAACCUCUUUUUAUGCACAUGGAAUAGAAUGAGACUUUCGGCCUUUCCAUUAAAGCUGUAACAUAGUGCGUGUAAAACGAACACAGAUUAUUAUGGGAUAAUUUGGUAUGAUCAACAGAGUUAAUUACGUAAAUUGGCUAUCGUAAAGAGUUUCAAAGGUGACGUUUCGAGCGUUAGCCCUUCAUCAGAGCGUCAGAUCAUUAUGCAUCUGAAAACUUUCGGCAUAUUACUCAAACGAGCUGCUUUACUAAAUAUGAAGAUUUCAAAGCUGCUUAGCUAAAGGUAAUUAGCUUACCGUAAUACUGGAAGCUAGUAUUAUCAUUGUUUGUAUUGUAAAUGGUAUGACUAGUAGUAAUGAAAGUAUUGAAAGUACACACGUUUUUUUUUUUUGCUAUAGCACGUCUGUUCAUUGAUAGAUCACAGAUGCAAAUAACUGAUAUAUGUAAUCUACUGGUGUACAAACGCACGAAGAUCGAUUGAUGUUAUUGCUGUAAUAAGUAUGUUAUCAUGAUUAAAUAGGAUUAAAAAUCACAUACCGGCAAAAACUUGACAUAGUAGAAAAUUCGGGUAAACAAGUUUCGGUUGAUCGAAGGAUCGAUCUGUGUUGUGCAUGUUGCUCAAGUCAACAGGUGUUUGACAAACACUGUAUGUACUCUUCCAGUGUAAUGAAUUUCCAUGUUUAUGAACGCACGAACAUCGAUUGAUGUUAUUGCUGUAAUAAGUAUGUUAUCAUGAUUAAAUAGGAUUAAAAAUCGUAUACCGGCAAAAACUUGACAAUGUAGAAAAUUCGUGUAAACAAGUUUCGGUUGAUCGAAGGAUCGAUCUGUGUUGUGCAUGUUGCUUAAGUCAACAAGUGUUUGAUAAACGCUAUAUGUACUCUUUCAGUGUAA